Messenger RNA from Ceratina calcarata, 764 nucleotides. Its product is annotated as active regulator of SIRT1. The coding region runs from base 186 to 608 and encodes 140 amino acids. Lineage: Eukaryota; Metazoa; Arthropoda; Insecta; Hymenoptera; Apidae. The transcript is spliced from 4 exons. Gene Ontology annotation, molecular function: enzyme binding. The record is from RefSeq and is a predicted model, not a curated record. Gene Ontology annotation, cellular component: nucleolus.
GACUAUUCCCCCUCCUCGGAUGAAGCUUCAUUUUCCUUCACCUAUAAAAGCGGUUUACACUCCGUCCUGCUCCGUCCUUUAAGCCUUCAGAUAAUCACGUUGCCGACGUUGCCUCAUGUUUCUGCUUCCAAACGUGGUUUAUUACGCAUCAAACGAACAGCGUACUGAAUUCAAUUCUCGUAAAUAUGUCAAACUCGCUUGUACGAAAAAGUCUUGAAUUAUUAGGAUACGAGAAAAGAGUGAAAGAAGGGAAGAAGAAUAGGAAACAAAUUAAAUAUAAGGGCACGCUGGAUUUGAUUCCCCCGAAGCAUAGAAUUAUAUCCAAAAACGACAAGACAGAUUUACUCACGAUCCUCGGACGAUCUGGCAGGACAACUGUUUACGAGGCACAGAAAAGAUUAAGUUUGUGCGAAAAUCGUACCGAUGAGAAUGCUCGGAAACUUUUGAUGCUCUCCAAAAAAUGCAUCGAACCGAAAACAGCGAAUAAGUUAUUGGAAAGAGCUGUAAGGAAGAAACAUAUACCGAAGCCUAAGAAGAAGAAAGAAGAAGCGACUGCGUUCACCGAAGAAGAUUUCAAGAAGUUCGAAGCGGAAUACGUGGAUCAAUAAUUCGUUUCUAUACCAUUAAAUUAUAUGCUCAUAGCAUUUUAAGAGAAACGCUUUCCUAAUUAUUUGCGACUGAUAAUCAGAGUACAAAAUAAUUGUAUUACAGCUCUAAGACAAUUUGUAUGUUUCAUAUUUAUUAUAAAUCGUUCGUGAAAUGUU